Aaosphaeria arxii CBS 175.79 is the source of this 618-nucleotide messenger RNA. Its product is annotated as RmlC-like cupin. The transcript has 2 exons. The coding region runs from base 1 to 618 and encodes 205 amino acids. Lineage: Eukaryota; Fungi; Ascomycota; Dothideomycetes; Pleosporales. The record is from RefSeq and is a predicted model, not a curated record. Gene Ontology annotation, molecular function: manganese ion binding. Gene Ontology annotation, cellular component: cell wall.
AUGCCCUCACUCCCCACCGCCCUCCUCUCCCUGACCUUCUACCUCACCACCCUCGCAUCUCCCUCUCCCCACACCUUCCACUUCCCCACCUCCCCCAACCACACCUUCACCCCCGGCUCCGUCAUCCCCGCGAACGCACACACCUUCCCCGCGCUCCUCGGCACCGGCAUGUCGACCUCCCUCCUGAACCUCGGGCCCUGCGCAAUGCUGCCGCCGCACAGCCACCCGCGCGCCACGAACAUCGUCGUCGCGAUCUCGGGCAACACGACGAGCUGGACGGUUGUGGAGAACGGGGCGGGCGUGCGGGAGGUGGCGUUGGUGCCGUGGACGGUGGCGGUGUUUGAGAGGGGGAGUCUGCAUGGCAUGAUAAACUAUGGCUGCGAGAACGCCCAGCUCAUCUCGGCGCUCAACUCCGAGGACCCGGGCACGCUGAACCACAUUAACGCGCUGUUCCUCUUCCCGCCCGACAUCGUCGAGGCCGCGUUCGGCGCCCAGAGGUCUGCGUCGGACGGCUUCGAUGUGCGGACGUUGGGUAGGGAUGUCCCGGGCGUGGGCACGGGCGCUGUGAUGGGGAGUAGGGAGUGUAUGCGGAGGUGUGGGAUUGGGGGGUUGGGGUGA